Molecule: messenger RNA, 1494 nt
Organism: Pipistrellus nathusii (Nathusius's pipistrelle)
Lineage: Eukaryota; Metazoa; Chordata; Mammalia; Chiroptera; Vespertilionidae
Source: the annotation of a GenBank genome assembly
AUGGAUGUGCCCGGCCCGGUGUCCCGGCGGGCAGCGGCGGCGGCGGCCACCGUGCUCCUGCGGACGGCGCGGGUCCCGCGCGAGGGCUGGCUGCUGCCCACCGCGCUGCUCUGCGCCUACGGCUUCUUCGCCAGCCUCCGGCCGUCCGAGCCCUUCCUCACGCCCUACCUGCUGGGGCCCGACAAGAACCUGACGGAGCGGGAGGUCUUCAAUGAAAUUUAUCCAGUAUGGACUUACUCUUACCUGGUGCUGCUGUUUCCUGUGUUCCUGGCCACAGACUACCUCCGUUACAAACCCGUUAUCCUGCUGCAAGGGCUCAGCCUUAUCGUCACGUGGUUCAUGCUGCUCUACGCCCAGGGACUGCUGGCCAUUCAGUUCUUGGAAUUCUUCUACGGCAUCGCCACAGCCACUGAGAUCGCCUAUUACUCUUACAUCUACAGUGUGGUGGACCUGAGCAAGUACCAGAAAGUCACAAGUUACAGUCGAACUGCCACCUUGGUGGGCUUCACAGUGGGCUCAGUCCUAGGGCAGAUCCUCGUCUCAGUGGCAGGCUGGUCCCUGUUCAGCCUGAAUGUCAUCUCUCUGACCUGUGUUUCUGUGGCUUUUGCCGUGGCCUGGUUUCUGCCUAUGCCACAGAAAAGCCUUUUUUUCCACCACGUUCAUUCUACCUGCAAGGGAGUGAAUGGUAUCAAGAUACAAAAUGGCAGUAUUGUGACUGACACCUCAGCUUCUAACCACCUUCCCGGGUGGGAGGAUGUUGAGUCAAAAAUCCCUCUAAAUGUGGAGGAGCCUCCCUUGGAGGAACUGGAGCCGCAGCCAGACCGGCUCCUUGUGCUGAAGGUGCUGUGGAAUGACUUCCUGAUGUGCUACUCCUCCCGGCCUCUGCUCUGCUGGUCCGUGUGGUGGGCCCUCUCCACCUGCGGCUAUUUUCAAGUGAUCAACUACACCCAGGGCCUGUGGGAGCAGGUGAUGCCUUCUCGCCAUGCUGCUAUCUAUAACGGAGGCGUGGAGGCCGUUUCCACCUUGCUGGGUGCUGUUGCCGUUUUUGCAGUUGGUUACAUAAAAAUUUCCUGGUCCACUUGGGGAGAAAUGACACUAUCUCUGUGUUCUCUCCUGAUUGCGGCCUCAGUGUACAUCAUGGACACCGUGGGUAACAUUUGGGUGUGCUACGCGUCCUAUGUUGUCUUCAGAAUCAUCUACAUGUUACUCAUCACUAUAGCAACAUUUCAGAUUGCAGCAAACCUCAGCAUGGAGCGUUAUGCCCUAGUGUUUGGUGUCAACACCUUCAUUGCUCUGGCCCUGCAGACGCUGCUCACACUCAUUGUAGUCGAUGCCAGUGGCCUUGGCUUAGAAAUUACCACUCAGUUCCUGAUCUACGCAGGUUAUUUUGCACUCAUCGCUGUGGUUUUCCUGGCUAAUGGUAUAGUCACUAUUAUGAAGAAAUAUACAAAGCAGGAAGAUCCAGAGUCAAGUUCUCAAGUAACCACUUCAUAA